Messenger RNA from Ruditapes philippinarum (Manila clam), 1424 nucleotides. Its product is annotated as fibropellin-1-like. The record is from RefSeq and is a predicted model, not a curated record. Lineage: Eukaryota; Metazoa; Mollusca; Bivalvia; Venerida; Veneridae. Gene Ontology annotation, molecular function: Notch binding; calcium ion binding.
AAACAAUAAUUAUCAUAUUUGCAAAGAUCUUGUUGACAAGUAAAAAAUGAAACUGUGUUCACACCUGCUACAAAUUCAGCUAGAUAAAUACUGAUGAUUUUCUGAUGUUAUUAUGUUAUAAUCGUCACGUCCUUUCGACUGAACAAAAGCUGGAUGGAUUGACGUAUUUCAGAAUUCAACCCUAGUUAGAAGAAUGAAGACACACACGCUCUUUCUUGUGAUCUAUAUAUGCGUAAUGGCGCUUUGUCUGUCAAUGGCAAACACGUCAUUUCUAUCGAAAGGGAAACCUUAUGUGAAGAAUUGUGACAGCAACGCUGAGUGUCCAAAUAAGACAGCUUGUCUCCUCCCGGGAAAUACCAAUGCAAACCCCUCCGCACAGAAGAAGUGCUAUCAGUGCAAUUGCACUGAGCAGUCUCAGUGCUACUUUCGGCACUCUACGAUUCUCUGCGAUUGUGCAGGAAAUGGCUUUACAGGAGUCAAUUGUGAAUAUAAUAUUGACGACUGUUGUCCAAUGCAAUGUUUGAACGGUGCAACAUGUGUUGACGGAAUAAAUGAAUACUCAUGCAUAUGUGCUCCGGGAUAUAACGGCACAAAUUGUGAAAAUGAUAUAGAUGAAUGCAUGAAUGGUCCAUGUUUGAAUGGUGGAACAUGUAACGAUGGUGUAAACGAAUAUACAUGCAUUUGUGCCCCAGGAUUUACUGGAAACGAUUGUGAAACAAACAUAGAUGAUUGUUCCACUGGCCCAUGUUUAAAUGGUGCCACAUGUAAUGAUGGAAUAGAUGGAUAUACUUGUACAUGUGCUCCUGGGUAUACUGGUUACCACUGUGGCAUAGAUAUUGUUGAAUGCUACCCAAUGCCCUGUUUAAACGGCGCCACAUGCAAUGAUGGGAUAAAUACGUUCUCGUGCACGUGUGCUCCUGGUUACACAGGCACCGAUUGUGAGAUAGAUAUCAAUGAAUGCAGUCCAAAUCAGUGCGUUAAUGGCUUAUGCACUGAUGGAAUAGAUCAAUACACAUGCACAUGUGAUCCCGGAUACACUGGCAUUAAUUGCGAAACAGAAAUCAACGAAUGUAUGUCUCAACCGUGUUUAAAUUCUGGGACUUGUAAUGACCUUGUUAAUGGAUUCACGUGUACAUGCCCACAGGGAUAUACUGGUAUCGUGUGCGAAGUCGAUAUACUAAAUGACUGCAAUCCAUGCUUUAAUGACGGAACAGUUGACUAUAACUGCACAUGUGCCCCUGGAUACACUGGCUCCAAUUGUGAGGAGUUAGAUUGUGUUAAUCAACCUACCUCGUAUUUGUGUUGUAAUCCCGGAUAUGUUGAUGCAGAUUUUCCACUUCAGCCAUAUACAUGUAUAGUACAAGGAUGUCAAAGUGCAAGUCAAUGUACAUGUACACCAGGAUACACUGGACCUACUUGCGAAA